Messenger RNA from Aricia agestis (brown argus), 5469 nucleotides. RefSeq names its product pleckstrin homology-like domain family B member 2. The transcript has 20 exons. Gene Ontology annotation, molecular function: protein binding. The record is from RefSeq and is a predicted model, not a curated record. Bases 236 to 4933 code for a protein of 1565 amino acids. Lineage: Eukaryota; Metazoa; Arthropoda; Insecta; Lepidoptera; Lycaenidae.
UCAAGUAUGGAGGUUUUGUUUUUGUGAUUGUUUUGUUUACAAUUUAUUUAUGCACUAAAGUAUAACAAUAUAAAGAAAUUAUUGCGAAUAUAACACCGAAAGUUUCCUAGUGUUGUGCCUUCCUGUGAUAUAUACCCAAGUGUGUUGUGUUAUGAACUUUUGUUUUGUUAUUGGGCGUCACGAAACCAAAGAAAGUAUUUACCUACUAUUGGAUGGUGUCGCGAUGACAUGAGCGAUGUCGGGGCUGCCGAGCCGCGGGGAUGACGUCGACGUACGCGAACAGGGCAGCGCUUUGAGGGUGGCGACCAACACGCCUCAUCUAGUCAGCCUGGGCACGGGCCGCUUGAGCACCGCGGUGACGCUGCAUCCCAUCAAACAAGGUCGCGUCACAAUCGGCUCGGACCCGACGUGCGACAUCUACGUCGUCGGCACCGGCGUCGCCAACGUCCACUGCCGCGUCGAGAACUCGCACGAUGUCGUCACGCUGUACCCCAUCAGCGGGACCACGCUGCUCGACGGCCUGCCGGUGGACAAGCCGACGAGGCUGUCGCAAGGCAGCAUGCUGACGAUCGGUCGUUCCAACUACCUCCGCUUCAACCACCCCGAGGAAGCGCUUCUAAUGAAGUCGGUGCUGCCGGCCGGCCACGUGUCCAUGGCGCCCGCGCAGUUCACGCCCAACGAGGCCUGCGAGCCCACAGGUUACGUUAACCACCAAUUCGAAAACCAUUGUUACCAGGAGAAGUACAAAGAUAACACACUCAUGCAGUUGGAUCAAGAACUUGAUCUGACGCUGAAGAGCAUGUCCAAGAGGAAACCGCCCGUUGCGCCAAGAAAGCCCUAUAAAGAAGACACAGACUCGAACUCCGACCAAGAAUCUAGACCCAAAAUUGGCAGUAUUAUGGCCAAAGUCUCCAAAUUCGAAUACUACGCGAAGCAGCAGAAAGUCGGCAAAAGCCAAUUUUUCACCAACGACCUUGAAAUAUCCCCAAAAGUCUUCAGUGCGAACUCCCUAACCGUUAACACUCCUGCCAAAGACGUGCUAGGCGGCAGAAACGUACCGAAUUACAUGAAGGUUAAGCAAGAUCCCAAAAUGAUAGUUCUAGAGAAUAACCUGGAGACAAAAGUUCAGCAGAGGAACAAGACUAAAAUUGAUGAUCUGGUGAGGAAUUUCGACGAUCGAGAGAAGCUACCGAAGAAGGUGAACAACGAUGUGAAUGAUUUUAAGAGUGAUGAUUACGGGAAGAUCUGCGCUCAUGUCGGCAAGAUGGUGUGUCUGGCGUCUCCGACUUAUGCUGGACAGUAUAGUCCGGUGUAUUCCAACCUGGAUAGGAGUAAGGAGGCCGAGAGUAUGAGGAUAAAGGCUUACCAGGACAGAGUGAAAGAGGAAGAACAAAAGGAAGCGGAAACGGCGAGACUCGAGGAAAUACUGAACAUGUGCGCCGAAUAUGAGAAGCAGAUUACAUCAGGUGUGCCCCUCACCCCGCCGGAGAAGCGUCCACACAACAAGAUCAUCACCAACGGGUCCCUGCCCCGCAGCGUCACGCUCACACACAACCUCGUGCAGACCAACGACGGGUAUUACAAAUUUGAUACCAGUCUAAACAAGAGCUGCAGUCAGUCCUUACCUGUGCAUAGCACAUAUGAAAAUUACGACACCACUCCUGAAGUUAAAAUUAACGAUUACGAAAAUAUCGGACGAAUGGAUGAAAUAGGUAUUCCGUAUGAGAAGGAAACAAGCCCAGCAGUUAACAGAAAGAUGUCACCAAUAGGAAGCCCGUACGAAAACAUGUAUUUCAAGAAUAGCUUCAAGCCAAAAUCGCCGAAUACUCAUAGUCCGAGGACGAGGAUAAAGACGACUUUCGCUCACAAGAAUCUACCGUCGCCUCAGUACUUUAUAUUCCCACCUCCGCCUCAAAAAGAAGAUAAUGAAGGAGAUAAAUCUAAAGAAAGAUCUAGAGAUACAGAAGCUGAGAAAGUAAAAGAUAGAAAUCAAAGUGAUAAAGAUAAAGAAAGAUAUAACUUAGAUGAUUACGCAAAAGAAACAAAAGAUGCUAGCAAAAGUAAAGUUAAAAAUACAGAAAAUGUUAAGGCAGAAGCUACAUACGAUGGUAUAGAAAAACAACUAAGCAUAGAAGAAGAUAUACCGAUGAUAGAUGAUUCUGAUAUUAGCAAUGAUUUAGAACUGAGAUAUUCUAAAGACUUUAGUGAAAAAGAAGAAAAAGUGAUAGAGAAUAAUUUAAGUUUUGAUGAAGUUAAGAAAGAACUGAUGGCAGACAUUCCAGAGUUAGAAGAAUUCGAAAGAGACAUAAAAGAAAGAAAGACAAAGAAGAUAGAGCAGAAAAUAGAAGAAGUGUCAAUUGAUAGCGUGUUAGAUGAUAAUUUAGAUGAAAUGAAGAGUAGAUAUGAGAAGUUGAAAGAGGAAAGAAGGAAGUUAGUGAGUGAAAUUCAUGAGUUGAAGUGUAAAAUGACAGAAAUCAGAUCACAAGAGGAUGAUAUACUUAGAGAGUUGGAAAUGGAGAAAGCCCUCAUCAAAGGUGAAUACGACUCCGAGAUCGCCAUCUUGAAUAUAGAGCAGAAGAAGAGGACGGAGCUGUCGGAGAGAGCGAGACAGAUAGAGGACGAGAUCAGACAGAUGAGAGAGAGACAGGAGACGCGACAGAACGAGAUGAGGGAUAGGGUGGAGAUAGCCACGCUAAAGGUCGAGAGAAUCGAACGAGACAUGAAGCAGCGCGCGGCCACAGUAGAGGAGUUACAGAACGCGCAAGACAUACUCGACAACGAGACCAAGUUGUACGAGGAUCUCGAGUUUCAGCAUUUGGAGGAGGAGUCUGAAUUAUUAGCGAACAGAGAAGACCUACAAAACGAAAUUACACUGCUCACGAAGAAAAUCGAAGCGCAAAAAACAAGAAUAUUAACAUUGAAAUCCGAAGCAAACAACAAUUUGACUUCAGCGCUGGGUGAAACUAAAGUAUUACAUGCCGAGUAUGUGAAACUGUUGAAUCAAGUUGAAACUUUAACAGGCAAAGUACAGAUGGUUGAAAAAGAAUUGAGGCCUAUAGUUAAUAAACUAAACGAUGUAGAAAGAACCCAGUCACCUGAUAGUGCGUUUUAUACAGACCAAACACGAGCGAAAUCUGGCGAAUUCGGUUACUCCCCCCAAAGCUCGGAUAGCGAUGAUCUAGAUCUAGCCAAAAUCAAGCUGGAAGAUCAAACUAAGAUCAUCAAUGAUAAAUUCAAUUCUAUAGAUCAAAUGUCUCAAUCGAUGAUCGUUGAUAUCGAAAGAAAAGAAUUCGACAGUCCGUCCAAAGUUAAAGAGAAGAAAGGCUUCUGGGAGAGAAAUUUUGAUUCAUUAAAAAGAAAAGGUAAAGAUAAGAAGAAACCGGAAAAGAUUGAUAUUAUGUCGCAAAGUUUGAAUGAGAAUAUUUUCUAUAAUGAUAACAUAGAAGUAGAUACGACAAUGGAUAGGUUUAAUAGUCUACGAAAUUCUAAAAAGAAAGAUAAGAAAGAAAACGGUCCAAUCAAAAGUAAUUCCUCUUCGAAGAUACCGACUUUUGCGGCGUUGGGUAAAAUUAUUAAGAAAGAUUCCAUAAAAAGAAAUAAAGAAACAACAAAGGAUACAAAAGAAGACGACGCUAAAAACCGAUACGUCAAAAAUACAAUUCCAAUUGCCACCGAAAAUAAGUACGUGAAAGCCAAAUCCUUGUCGCCAGACAAAAGUAACUCGAUAAAAGAAGAAGACGAAUUAAAAAAUAUAAACGUCACCGACGACGUCAAACUGACAGAACGAAACGUCAAAAUACGGCACAGGAAGAGCUGUGGGGACGAACCGAGUGUCAAAAUUGGGGAUUUAAAAAAAAUAACGGAUUCGAAUAAAAUACCCUCUCAGGACGACAUAGAUAGGAUAUCUAAAGUGACUAUGGACGCUCCGAUUCUUUCGAGUGAUACGGACAUGAGUUCCCUUGGGAAACGAACUUUGGACAGCCUAAUGGAGAUUGAGAGGAAGAGAAUGGAAAUGCUGGAGGAGCAAGGUUGCCAAGUGAUCGAAAACGAACGAGAGAAAAUAUCCGAACUGAAGAAACGCGCUCAGGACGAGACGAAGAAGCUCUGGGAUCAGCGCAACCGCGACCGCAGUGACAGCUGUCAGCUGUCACCUGUUGACAGAUCGCCGGUGGAGUUUGACAGGUGUCAGGUUGACAGCCGUCAGUUUGACAGGUGUCAACUUGACAGCCCGCGCGAAUACGUCGAGGACGCGAGCUAUUUGGACGGGAGCUAUGUGAUGACUAACUCGACGAUAUACGAGGAUAGUUCUGGAUUCCUUUCAUCUUCAAUCGAAGAGCUCCAAGUUCGUAACUCCCAAACUGAAUCUACAGAAGAUGACAAGCGCAGCGAUGACAGUAGACCGCUCAGCCACGCGUCAGACUUCAGCCGGGAUAACAUGUUGUCCCUCGCGUCGGGCCCGCGGCGCAGUCGGCGUACGGUUCCCAUGGAGCAGAGGCCUCUUACGCGGUACCUGCCUGUUGACAGAGACGACUUCGACCUACGACGACACGUCGAGUGCGCUGGUCACCAGGUCGACUUAUGCCCCUACGUGACGGUGACCGCGAGCGCGUGUCGCGGCUACCUGCACAAGCUCGGCGCCAAGUUCCACACGUGGUCCAAGAGGUGGUUCGUUUUCGACCGCGAAUCGAAAACGUUCGUUUACUAUUGGGACAAGAGCGAGAAGAAACCACGCGGAGGCGCUUACUUCCAGGUAAUAGAAGAGGUAUACCUGGACCACGGCAACACGUCCAAAUCUCCGAACCCACAGACCACUUUCAUAGUGAAGACGCGCCAAAGGCGAUAUUACCUAAUGGCGCCAUCCGGCGAAGCGGCAAGGAUAUGGAUAGACGUCAUAUUCACCGGAGCACAGGGGUAUACGGAGUAUUUGGAGUGAAGUUGAUGGAUAUUGAUUGAUUAUGGAGGUAAAAUUGAUAAAAGUAAUAUUGAUUGAUCAAUAUGAUGGUAAUAUUGACGUGACGUCAAUUUUUAUAAGCACUUGAUAUAUCAAGUUUUGUUAUAUUGAUGGAUAUUGAUUGAUGGUAAUAUUGAUGUGACGUCAAUUUUUGUGAGCGCUUUGAAUAUCGAGGCUUUUUGUAAUAUUGAUAGAGUAUAUUGAUUGAUAGUAAUAUUGGCGUUACGUCAAUUAUUGUAAAUGCUAAGAAUAUCUUGCAGCUUUAUAAUAUUGUUGAUGGUAAUAUUGACGUUUACGUCGAUUUUUGUAAAAGAGGGUAUAUAUUGGAGUUGAUGAAUAUUGAUGAACUUAAUAUUGAUAUUCCUGGAGUGUAACAUUGAUAAAAUUAAUAUUGAUGUAUACGUCGAGUUUUGUAAUUUCUUAGUUCUGUUUCUAGAGUGGUUUUUAUUGGAGAUAAUAUUUAUAGAACGUUACCUAUUUGAAGAAGUUGAAGGGUUUGUCAGCAAUUGGAUGGAAUU